This is a messenger RNA of Rosa chinensis, 1885 nucleotides long. RefSeq names its product G-type lectin S-receptor-like serine/threonine-protein kinase CES101. Gene Ontology annotation, molecular function: protein kinase activity; ATP binding. The transcript is spliced from 7 exons. Bases 44 to 1885 code for a protein of 613 amino acids. The record is from RefSeq and is a predicted model, not a curated record. Lineage: Eukaryota; Viridiplantae; Streptophyta; Magnoliopsida; Rosales; Rosaceae. Gene Ontology annotation, biological process: protein phosphorylation.
UUUCGGAGGAGUAGUACUUUGGGGUUGUGGUGAUUAAUCAUUUAUGGCUGGCGGUGUCGAUUUGAUUUGCUUGGUGUUUAUGUGGAGCUUGUGGAGUGCUGCUUAUAAUGGUGCAACAAACACACUGAAACCAGGUGAAAGUCUAAAUUCUUCAAGCUUGUUAGUUUCUGCAAAUGGGAAGUUCACUAUGAAUUUUCGUGUUUAUGAACUUGAUCCAAACCAUAGCUACUUAGUUAUAAAGUGGAAUGCGAGUCAUAACUAUGCGUGGGUUGCGAAUAGAGAAACACCCAUUUUGUACCCUUUCGGAGUUCUUACAUUGGACAGGAACUACACAUUGAAGAUUACUCACAGAGAUGGGGAUGCUGUGGUGCUUUACUCUGCUGAUUCGGAGACUAUCAGUGGUGAUGCUGUGGCUACUCUUAUGGAUGAUGGGAAUUUUGUGCUGCAAGAAGUGAGCGAUGAUGGAUCGGUGAAGAGGGAUUUGUGGCAGAGUUUUGAUUAUCCUGGGGAUGUGCUUCUGCCAGGUAUGAAAUUAGGGGUUAACCGUAGUAAUGGGCAUAAUUGGUCACUUUCGUGCUGGUUAACUGAGAAAAGUGCAGUGCCAGGACCUUUCACUCUUGAUUGGGACCCUGAUGGACACGAAUUGAAAAUUAAGCGGCAUGGGGUGGUGUAUUGGAGUAGUGGAGUGUUUCGAGAUGGGAAUGCAUCGCAUAAGUGGAUAUGGAUUGGUAUUGCACUAGUCGCUGUUCUUCUGGCAAUGGUGUUUUGUAGCAUGUGCUACCUACUACGAAGAAGAAAACUUGCAGAAAUGUCCAGGAUAUGCUGCAUGAUGAAUUCUAAUAGACCUACUAAAGCUAAUGGACUUCAAAAUGAUGAUUUAAGGGUAUUUAAGUAUGCAUCUAUCAUAGCCGCCACCUGCAACUUCUCUGAUGAAAAUAAGCUAGGAGAAGGCGGUUUUGGACCUGUUUAUAAGGGGAAAUUGGUGACCGGACAAGAAGUGGCAGUGAAGAGGCUUUCAAAACGUUCAGGACAGGGUAUAUCGGAGUUUAAGAAUGAGUUGAUACUUAUAUAUGAACUCCAGCAUACAAACCUUGUUCAGCUCUUCGGAUUUUGCAUUCAUGGUGAAGAGAGAAUGUUGAUAUACGAGUACAUGCCAAACAAAAGCUUGGACUACGUUUUAUUUGAUUCAACUAGAUGCCAGCAGCUAGAUUGGAACAAACGUUUCAACAUAAUUGAAGGAAUUGCUCAAGGAUUGGUUUACUUGCACAAAUAUUCCAGAAUGAGAGUAAUUCAUAGAGAUUUAAAAGCAAGUAAUGUUCUGCUUGAUGAAAGGAUGAAUCCCAAAAUUUCAGACUUUGGAAUGGCUAGGAUUUUCAUGAAUGAUGAACAAGAAGCAAAUACAAUGAAGAUAGUGGGGACACUUGGUUAUAUGCCCCCUGAGUAUGUUAUGGGGGGAAAUUUUUCCAUAAAAUCGGAUGUCUAUAGUUUCGGAGUGUUAAUGCUUGAAAUCCUAAGUGGUAGGAAAAACAACAGCUUCUACAAUGAUGGCCGCGCCUUCAACUUAGUUGGCUAUGCCUGGGCGUUAUGGAAAGAAGGUGCAGGACUAGGACUAAUGGAUCCAACACUUGACGAUUCAUGUGAUAAAGAUCAAUUGUUGAGGUGCGUCCAUGUUGGUCUGCUCUGCGUGGAGGAAAAUGCAGCCAGUCGACCCACGAUGUUAGAUGUGAUACUUAUGCUGACCAAUGAAAGCAUGUCUUUACCAGUUCCUACAAAACCAGCAUUCUGUACAGAAAGAAAUGUGAUCACAGAUGCUAUAGGUGGAAACAGACCGGAAAUGGUUGCAUCUGUAAAUGGUAUCUCCAAUUCUGGUUUUGAUGGGCGUUAA